AUGUCGGUAGAUCGUAGAUGGAUGUAUGAGCGACUAGAUCAAAAUGGUUUUCUUAAUUCUGAAUUUGAGAUUGGAGUGGAGACAUUUCUAAACUUUGCCUAUGCACAAGUACAGUUUAUAUGCCAAGAUAAAAUUCAUUGUCCAUGUUCUAAGUGUCAGAAUAGAAAAUUUCAGAAUAGACAAGAUGUUACUUAUCACCUUUGCAAAAGUGGAUUUGUUGGAGGAUAUACUAAGUGGAUUGCGCAUGGUGAAUGUAUCACUCAUGAAAUAAAUUCUGAACAACUUGAGGAACAGUCUACUGAUUAUCUUGCUACAACCAAUAAUGUCAAUGAUUAUAGAAGCAUGGUCAUAGAAGCAAUGGAUAUAAAUUAUGGCACAGUUGGAGAUGGUAGUAUGGUGCAUCCUGUUGAUAGUGAGGCAUGGAAACAUUUUGAUCGCACCCACUCUUGGUUUGCAUCUGAUCCAAGAAAUGUUCGGCUUGGAUUAUGUCCUAAAAGCCCUGGAAAAAGCUUGGAUGUUUUUUUGAGGCCUUUGAUUGAUGAGCUAAAAUUGUUGUGGCAUGAAGGAGUUUGGACUCAUGAUGCUAAUUCUAACCAAAACUUUCAAAUGAAAGCAGCAUUGUUAUGGACAAUAAGUGAUUUUCUUGCAUAUGGUAUGUUAUCUGGAUGGAGCAUACAUGGUAGAAUGUCAUGUCCAUAUUGUAUGGAAAAUAGUAAGGCCUUUAUACUUCAGCAUGGUGGGAAGCCAUCCUUUUUUGAUUGUCAUCGUCAAUUCCUUCCUAUUAACCAUCCAUAUCGAAGACAGAAAGAUAAAUUUAGAAAAUAUUUCAUAGAAAAAACUCAUCCUCCUUCUCGUAUGGCAGGUGAUGUUAUACAACAUCGAGUUAAUUUAUUGAGUGAUGUUGUGUUUGGAACAACUGCUGGCAAGCAAACAAUACCGGGGUUUGGAGUACAGCAUAACUGGGUAAAAAAGAGUAUAUUUUGGGAGCUUCUAUAUUGGCAAUCAAAUUUACUUCGACAUAAUUUGAAUGUUAUGCAUAUAGAAAAGAAUGUGUUUGAUAACAUAUUCUACACAGUUAUGGAUGUGAAUGGCAAAUCAAAGGACAAUAUCAAGGCAAAAGUAGGUGGACCUGUGCAAUAUCGUUGGAUGUAUCCCUUUGAACGAUACCUCUUUGACUUGAAGAAAAAAGUAAAAAAUAAAGCUUAUGUUGAGGGUUCAAUUGUUGAGGCAUAUCUUAUUGAGGAAAUUUCAUCUUUUUGCUCACAUUACUUUGAGCCAUCUAUCUCGACAAGGCUAAAUAGAGUCCCAAGAAAUGAUGAUGGUGGACAUGUAGAACUUAUGGGACGCCUUUUGAUUUUCACUCAUGCAGGUCGGCCUUUUGGGCAUUUGGAUCAUGGCAGAAUAUUGUCAAAUGAAGAGUAUCACGCAGCACAUUUAUAUGUGUUGUUGAAUUGUCCUGAAAUUGAUCCGCUUAUUGACGAUCAACAAAUUGAGCGAAUGCGAGAGCAUGAACUGGCUAAUUGGUUAAAAGACUAUGUGGGAAGGAAAGAAGUUGAUAAUUGCAUUUAUCAAAUAGCUCAAGGGCCCAGCCAAAAAGUACAAUCAUAUAAAGGAUACUUUGUGAAUGGAUUUAAAUUCCAUCGAUAUGAUUGUAGCAGAGAGCGAAAAACAUUAAAUAGUGGUGUAUGGGUCAAAGGAAGUUGUUAUAAUGAAUAUGAAAGUGAUUACUAUGGCUUGUUGAAUGAGGUAUUAGAAUUAGAGUACUUUGGAGAGAGAAACAAGAUAAUCCUUUUCAAGUAUGAAUGGUUUGACACUAAUAGAGGGGUAAGAGUCCAUCCUCAACAUGGUCUUGUGGAAAUCAAUGUCAAAUUAAGGCUAGCAUCAUCUGAUCCAUUUAUUUUAGCUCAACAAGCUCAUCAAGUUUGCUAUAUUAAAUACCCUAAAAUCAAUAAAGUCAGAGUUGACUGGUGUGCGGUUUUCAAAACCAAAGCUAGGAGCACUUACAAUAUUGGACCUUCCAUGGUUAACAACAAUUCAAAUGAGCAAAACUCCAGUGAUGUUGCUUAUCAGGAUGAUGAUGUCUCAAGACCUCACGAAAUUGUACCAACAACCGAACUUGAUGAUCCCACAAUGUUUCUUAAUUCAAGUAUUAUAGUUGAGGGAAUGGUUUUAGUUCAAAUGGUUUAA
Messenger RNA from Manihot esculenta (cassava), 2187 nucleotides. RefSeq lists its product as uncharacterized. The transcript has 8 exons. NCBI's taxonomy places the organism in Eukaryota, Viridiplantae, Streptophyta, Magnoliopsida, Malpighiales, Euphorbiaceae. The coding region runs from base 1 to 2187 and encodes 728 amino acids. The record is from RefSeq and is a predicted model, not a curated record.